UCUAAAUUAUUUAGUAUUAUCACCGAAAGUAUUGUGCUAAAUCUUAAAAUAAUUACUUACUUAAAAUAUACGAGUUACAUUAAUGAAAAUCAUAAAAAUGGUCAAUAAGUUAUGAUAUCUCAUACCGUUGUUGUUUAUCUUAGGAUUUGAAAUGGUUAUUAAAGCAAGAAACGUAAAAUCUUUUCUCUAAUAAUCAUCCACGAAUACAGGAAUGUAUCACAUACUCCGAAUAAUUUUGUACAGGCUGUGGAUGCUGUCUACGUUUACUUUAUUGUCUAGUAUAAUUGUGUUUUGGUUUUAUGGUUUUUUCGUGGCAUUUGCUGUGUUCAGCUCAGGAAUAUCAGGAAUAUUGUACAAUGCACAAGAUUUACUUUUGUACUACCCCAAUGACCCACCAGAUUCAAGGAUAUUUGUCCUGCAGCCAAGUAAUUAUAAAUUACCCUAUGAAAGUAUUAAGAUAAGAAAUAAAGAUGGCUUAAAGAUUCACAUGUUUCUCAUAAAACAAAUAGAAAACAGUAAAGGGAAACCAACCAUGAUAUUUUUUCAUGGCAAUGCAGGAAACAUGGGCCAAAGACUCUCCAACGUAUCUGGUUUUUACCACAAGUUGAAUAUCAAUAUUUUGAUGGUAGAAUAUAGAGGAUAUGGCUUGUCUGAGGGCUCGCCCUCAGAACGAGGUAUCUAUGUUGAUGCCCAAGCAGCAUUUGAUUACAUAAUGCAAAGGAAUGACAUUGACCGAACUAAAGUAUUUUUGUUUGGAAGAUCCCUAGGUGGCGCAGUGGCUAUUGAUUUAGCUUCAAGGCUGAAGUACAAGAAUAAAAUAUGGGCUGUUGUUGUAGAAAAUACAUUCACAAGUAUACCCGAUAUGGCCAAAAUAAUACUUAAGUGGCGAUGUUUGCUGUGGCUGCCACUUUUUUGUCACAAAAAUAAGUACAUGUCACUAUCUAAGAUCGUGCACGUGGUCGCGCCUACGCUGGUGAUGUGUGGCUCCAAAGACGCUCUAGUGCCCCCUAGAAUGGCGCGGGAACUGUACUUAAAGUGCGGUGCGGUGGGGAAGAAGAUAGCGGUCAUGCCAGGCGGGGGUCACGAUGAUACCUGGACUUGUAGGGACUACUACGCCUCCAUGCAACAGUUCCUGGCGAACGUACCCCCCCUCCCCGAAGACGUUAUACCGUAUUAUGACAACGCCAAAGAUCUAUCCAUCACGCGAAUCGUUGUGCAUACUGUGUGAAUGGUUAAUGGUUCUGGCAUACCAACAAGGUUGAGGAAAUCUGUGAACGCUCACUGAAGACACAAGUCUUAACUGUCGCAUUUAGAGAACGUUUAGUGCCUGCUUAGCUUUUAUAAAAAAAUGACAGAAAAUAGAAUAUUAUCUUCAAAUUAAUGUUAAGUGAUCAUUAAACAUAUCUGUGAAUGCGACCGUUACACAGACUAUUGCAAUGCAAAAUAUUGGUUUGUAUCUUCAUGAGUGUUUGUCUGUCACUGUUAAGGCCUGUCCGUACUGCGAAUUUAAACCGCGCGGAUUUUUCUCGCAACAACGAUGAAAAAAUGAAAAUUCGCAGUGCGGACAGGGCUUUAAAGAAAACAGAAUGUAAUAAAUUGAGGCAGCUGCAAUUGUUUAUACAGUUGUGAUCGAGUCUUGCAAAAGUGCGUGUUUAUGGUUUAUUAUAAUUAAAGACCUGAAAAUAGACAAAAAUACCUUGCGAAAUAUCUGUAUUUUAAACUUAUGCUUGCGAACUUUAUGGUUAAGCCACACAAGCGAAAUUUUGUGAGUCGUAAGUGGCAGAAUUUUUGGUUGCAUCAAUUAUUCUUACUAUU
Molecule: messenger RNA, 1815 nt
Organism: Aricia agestis (brown argus)
Lineage: Eukaryota; Metazoa; Arthropoda; Insecta; Lepidoptera; Lycaenidae
Gene: Bem46
Product: protein ABHD13
Exons: 5
Coding region: 212-1228 (338 amino acids)
Cellular component (GO): membrane
Molecular function (GO): palmitoyl-(protein) hydrolase activity
Source: RefSeq, a predicted model, not a curated record